Ochotona curzoniae (black-lipped pika) is the source of this 2404-nucleotide messenger RNA. RefSeq names its product jumonji domain containing 4 (gene JMJD4). Gene Ontology annotation, cellular component: cytoplasm; nucleus. The record is from RefSeq and is a predicted model, not a curated record. Lineage: Eukaryota; Metazoa; Chordata; Mammalia; Lagomorpha; Ochotonidae. Gene Ontology annotation, biological process: positive regulation of translational termination; negative regulation of gene expression; protein hydroxylation. The transcript is spliced from 6 exons. The coding region runs from base 95 to 1333 and encodes 412 amino acids. Gene Ontology annotation, molecular function: sequence-specific DNA binding; histone H4R3 demethylase activity.
CACCACCAGAGCGGUUUCGGCGAGUUCCUGCGUCUCCGCGGCCGGCUGGAGUUUGGAGUCGGGCUCUGCACCCCAGCACCCACAGGCUCCGACCAUGGACCGGGAGACGCGCGUCCACGCCGAACGCCACUUCCGAGGCCUCCGAGACGGCGUCCCGGGCGGCGGCGGGACCCCGGGCCGUGUCGCCUUCAUCCAGGCGCCCGAAACCUUCUCCUACGCCGACUUCUUCAGGGGCUUCCUGCUGCCCAACCUGCCCUGCGUGUUCUCCCGGGCCUUCACCGAGGCCUGGGGCAGCCGGCGACGCUGGGUGACGCCCGCGGGCAAGCCCGACUUGGACCACCUGCUCCGGAAGUACGGAGAUGCUCUCGUUCCCGUGGCAAAUUGCGGGGUCCGAGAAUACAACUCAAACCCCAAGGAGUAUAUGGUCCUGCGAGACUACAUCAGCUACUGGAAGGACUACAUCCAAAGAGGCUACUCUUCUCCAAGGGGCUGUCUCUACCUCAAGGACUGGCAUCUGUGCAGGGACUCCUCAGCAGAAGACGUGUUCAUCCUGCCUGUGUACUUCUCCUCUGACUGGCUGAAUGAGUUCUGGGAUGCCCUGGAUGUUGAUGACUACCGUUUUGUCUACGCGGGGCCAACAGGCACCUGGUCACCGUUCCAUGCAGACAUCUUCUGCUCCUUCAGCUGGUCUGUCAACAUCUGUGGGAGGAAGAAGUGGCUGCUCUUCCCACCAGGACAAGAGGAGGCUCUGCGGGACUGCCAUGGUGGCCUACCUUACGAUGUCACCUCUAUGCUCCAGCACUGCAGUCCGCCCCUUGAGAUCAUCCAGGAGGCUGGAGAGAUGGUGUUUGUGCCCAGCGGGUGGCACCACCAGGUGCACAACCUGGACGACACCAUCUCCAUCAACCACAACUGGGUCAACGGCUGCAACCUGGCCUCCAUGUGGCACUUUCUGCAACGGGAGCUCUGUGCUGUGCAACAGGAGAUCAGUGAGUGGAGGGACUCCAUGCCAGAAUGGCACCACCACUGCCAGGUCAUCAUGAAGUCCUGCUCAGGGAUCAACUUUGAAGAGUUUUACCACUUCCUCAAGGUCAUUGCUGAAAGGAGGCUCCUUGUUCUGAAGCAGGGGGCAGAAAGAGCAUCAGAACAUGACCCGGACACAGGGCUUGGCCUACAGCAAGCUGCAUUUGACAUCAGCCGCCUUACAGAGGUGCUAGCCUCUGUCAUCGCACACCCUGACUUCCAGAGGGUGGACACUGGUGCAUUUUCACCACAGCCCCUGGAGCUGCUGCGACAGCUGGAGGAGGCCAUGGCCGCCGUUGCAGAACUUUAGCAUUCCUGGAGGAUGACCGCCAGUGUGCAACCUCCCUGCCCAAGACUCCCCACCCACCCUCAUGGCCUGGAAAAUGCCCCUGUGGAGCAAGAAGAGCUCUUCUCUGGAAACCUGACAUGGUCCUGCCUGCCCAGGGCUAUUUUAUGAUAGUCCUAGGCAUGGGUCCUCAGUGAGCACUGAGUCCUACUUGCUGUGAUGGUGCCUGGGAUUGGGGAUGUUGGAUCAUGCAAGCCUGCUGGCAGUCAGUGGACAGCUAUGUGACUGUGUUUCUGAAGAGUCUCCUGACUCUUGGUGAAGGUGAGGACUCCUGAGUGACAGAUGUCCAGCCUGGCCUGUCACCCGACAUAGGUGCAUUACAGCUACCCUCCGUCCUGACCUCAGCUCCUGUUGGGCUUGGUGCCAUGCGUACCCAAGCUAGUGUGUGAAGCUGGACAUUGUGCUCCUGUAGUUAACAGGUGGCAAGGUCACCAUUGUGCCAGGGAGUGUGGGUGUUCAACCUCUGAGCAGAUCUAGCACCUGCUUGGUAGUGACUGAGCGUGGCAGUUGCAACAGGAGGAUGGGAGCAGAGCAGGAAUGAUAGAUGCCAGAUGCUUGGUCAGUUUUCCAGGUGCCCACGUUAGCAACUGUACCCUCGGUGCUUCAUGGUUAUGAGGAAGACGCAAGCAAGUACACAAGCCGUGCCUGGUCUGUGGGGUCAGGUGCUCCUCAGGGUUUCAGGUGGGAUGGUAGAUGGCCACAGGGCAGCACCAGGGGCUAUUCAGGGGCCAGCUGAACUCCUAUGUCCCUCAGUGACUGGGACACUGGUGGUCUAGCAAAGUUCAAGGCAGCAAAGUAAAAUAUUAACACUGUCAAGUCAUUGAGUAGUGUUAGCAGUUGUUUCAGAGCCUGUAUCAGCAGUAUUACCUGUUGAGUCUACACCAGUAGUUCCAAGGUGGUCACAGGUGCCAAGUGGUGUCCCCUGAGAAGCUGAGCUUGUAGGUUGUUGGGGACUUGGUCCCUUCCUCAUGUGGAGACAUCUCACAUGACUGUAUGGCCCUGAGCUCCCAACCAGCAGUUCUCCCUGGGCUAGGC